This is a messenger RNA of Camellia sinensis, 1872 nucleotides long. The record is from RefSeq and is a predicted model, not a curated record. Lineage: Eukaryota; Viridiplantae; Streptophyta; Magnoliopsida; Ericales; Theaceae.
AUGGCGGAGGAGACGACAAUGGAAAGAAGACCAGCUAAGUUUCCACGCAUCUCUAAUAUUGCUCCAUUCAAUUUUAAAAGUGGGUCAAAGCUAAUUGAGAUUACUAGUCAAUUACAAGAAGUUGCUACAAAAGGAAAAGAACUUGGUUUAGAUAAAAGACUUGUUGGGAGGAUGUCUACAGAUUUACAGCAGAGAUCACAAACUACAUGUUUGAAGGAACCUCACAUUCAUGGCAGAGAUAAAGACAUCAAGCAAAUUAUGGAAUUGCUAUUUGGGGAUGCACCUACUGGAACUUCUUUUGAUGUAAUUCCCAUUGUAGGCAUGGGUGGGAUCGGCAAGACUAUAUUAACUCAGCACAUUUACAAUCACGACCAAGUGCAAAAGCAUUUCAAUCUAAAAGCAUGGGUUUGUGUUUCUGAUGACUUCGAAGUUAUGAGAAUAACAAAGGCAAUUCUCGAGUCGUUCACUCACUGUUCAUGGAAUUUUAGUAACUUAAAUGAGGUUCAAGUUCAACUUAGCAAAACGUUGGCAGGGAAAAAGUUUUUGCUUGUCCUAGAUGAUGUGUGGGACUAUGGACAUGAUGGGUGGAAUUUGUUACAAUCCCCAUUUGGAGUUGGAGCACCUGGAAGUAAAGUCAUUGUGACAACGCGAGACAGAGGUGUUGCAAAGCAGAUGGGAAUGGAUAAAUAUCACAAUUUGCACAACUUAUCAUAUGACGAUUGUUGGUUAAUCUUUUCCCAACAUGCAUUUCAGAACAGAAAUAUUGAGGAAUGCCAAGAAUUGGAAUCAAUUGGUAAAAAAAUUGUUGAGAACAGGUGUAGAGGCUUACCCUUGGCAGCGAGGGCUCUUGGCAGCUUAUUGUGCUGUAAACAAGAAGAACGUGAAUGGAAAGCGAUACUAAACAGCGAUAUAUGGAAUGAGGAAAGUGGCAUUCUCCCAGCAUUGAAAUUAAGCUACCUUCAUCUCCCUUCCCAUUUGAAGACGUGCAUUUCCUACUGUGCAAUCAUUCCAAAGGACUAUGAAUUUAGGAAGACGGAAUUAGUCUUGCUAUCGAUGGCCCAAGGUUUAAUUGAACAACCAAAAGGUGGAGAGCAAAUGAAAGAUUUAGGCUGCAACAUAGAUGAACUACCAGAUUCCAUUGGAGAUCUAAAGCAUUUGCGGUACCUUGAUGUAUCCCAUUAUGGGAUUACAAGGUUACCUGACAUAGUGGCAACUCUCUAUAAUUUACAAGUCUUGUUUUUGAAAUUUUGUCGUCGACUUCAAAAGUUGUCUCUAAACAUGGGGAGGCUAGGGAACUUGCGCUAUUUUGACAUGACUGGCGUGCAUAUCCCAUCAUUAGAAGAGAUGUCACUACAUAUAGGUAAAUUAACUAAUCUCCAAACAUUGCCAAAUUUUAUGGUGGGUAAAGAUUGUGGGCGUAAAAUAGGAGAGUUGAAAAACCUAUCACACAUUCGAGGGGCAAUAUACAUAUCAAGACUGGAGAAUGUCAAUGGUGUUAAGGAUGCAAGGGAUGCCAAUUUAAUGUCUAAGGAGGAGUUAAAAAGUUUAUCACUAGAAUGGGAUGAAUCUCAUAGUUCACAGAAUGACAUAGUUGAGAGGGAUGUGCUUGACGUGAUGAGACCUUCCAAAUUGUUGGAACGACUCACCAUCAAUGGGUAUGGCAGUACAAAAUUUCCAAACUGGGUUGGAGAAGUUUCGUUCUCCAAAAUGGUGUUCAUGCGAUUAAAAGGUAGGAAAUGUUGCACAUCUUUGCCACCACUUGGACAACUACCCUUGCUUAAAAACCUUUACAUUGAAGGAAUGAGUGCAAUAAAGCGCUUGGGUUGUGAGUUCUAUGGGCAGCAGUGUGGUGCCAACCUUUCCCCUCUCUAG